Molecule: messenger RNA, 987 nt
Organism: Arabidopsis thaliana (thale cress)
Lineage: Eukaryota; Viridiplantae; Streptophyta; Magnoliopsida; Brassicales; Brassicaceae
Product: polyol transporter, putative (DUF1195)
Exons: 3
Coding region: 197-736 (179 amino acids)
Source: RefSeq, marked reviewed
GCCCAGUAGUGUGAACUGUGAAGAGAGUGAACUGAUUUUUUUUUUUUUAAAGUUCUCUCUCAGAUUUAACAAAAUCGAGCCGACACUUUCCCAAUUGAACUGAAUCUACUGAAAUCGAUUCACGAGAGCUCAGAUUUGGUGUUAGCAUCACUCACUAAGCAAGAUUAUUGAGUUGUAAUUAGUAUUUGAGAUCAAGAUGAAGGAGGACGAUGCAUUGCCGACGACGACGACGACUGGUACGGCGACGGGAACAGCUAUGGCGAAUUCGAAGAAGGAAAGCUCUGACUCGGUCUUGUUUGGAAGAGGUCGAUAUAAGUUCUGGGCGUUUGCUGCGAUUUUGCUUUUGGCUUUUUGGUCGAUGUUUACUGGCACCGUCACUCUCCGGUUAUCUACCGGGAAUCUGAACCGGUUAUCGGAAGAUCUAGGGAUUCCGAACUACGAUAAUCUCGACGUUCUGGAAAUGGAGGAGAGAGAGAAAGUGGUGAAGCAUAUGUGGGAUGUGUAUACUAAUAGUCGUCGGAUCAAAUUGCCUAGAUUUUGGCAAGAGGCUUUUGUUGCUGCUUAUGAAGAACUCACUAGUGAUGUGCCUGGGGUUAGAGAAGCUGCUAUUGGUGAAAUCGCCAAGAUGUCGGCGCGGUCGAUCACUCUUGAUCCACCUCCUUCUAGAUCAAUGAGUGCAAGGGAUUUGGGAAGAAACUUGAAGAGAAUUCUACACAAGCCAGCAGCUAGUAGCUGAUAAUGAUAUUGGUAACAUAUGUCUACUACUUGCUGAAGCCAAAAGAUGAACUACCAAAUGGAUAGAUUUCAUUUUGGGACUAAAAUUCAAUUUUCGAAAUCAAAUUGCUCUUUUUACAUUCUAUCGUUGGUAAUUAUAUAGAGCUACUUUUAUAAAUAUAUGUAGAAGCAAAUGGAACCUUAUGACUUUACACGAAAAAGCAAUGGAUCCCUUAUGAUAUAUUUCUUCUUCUGAUAUCUUCAAAACUUGGG